Macroventuria anomochaeta is the source of this 603-nucleotide messenger RNA. RefSeq names its product monothiol glutaredoxin-5, mitochondrial precursor. The transcript is spliced from 3 exons. The coding region runs from base 39 to 503 and encodes 154 amino acids. The record is from RefSeq and is a predicted model, not a curated record. NCBI's taxonomy places the organism in Eukaryota, Fungi, Ascomycota, Dothideomycetes, Pleosporales, Didymellaceae.
GUGUCGUCAUCCAUCACCAAGCACUCACACGACUCACAAUGUUCUCAAGACGUGUUAUUCCUCAAGCCUUCCGCACCGCCACCCGCGCAACCUUCGCCCGUGCCUCCCCAAGCGCACGCUUCCUCACACCCUUCCAAAUCCGAUGCCUCUCCGAUGAAGUUCGUAGCGCAAUUGACCGCGCCGUCGCUUCCUCGCCCGUUGUGUUGUUCAUGAAGGGUACCCCAGAGACACCGCAGUGUGGGUUCUCGAGGGCGAGCAUACAGAUUCUGGGCAUGCAGGGUGUGGACCCGGACAAGUUUACAGCGUUCAAUGUGCUCGAGGAUCAGGAGCUGAGAGCAGGAAUCAAGGAGUACUCGGAAUGGCCCACGAUACCCCAGCUCUACGUCGAUAAGGAGUUCAUUGGUGGUUGCGAUAUCCUCAUGACUAUGCACCAGGAUGGUUCGCUGGCGAAGAUGCUCGAGGAGAAGAACGUUGUUGUGCCAGCUGAGGGCGAGCAGAAGUAAGAGCUUCGUUCAUCAAGAGGAAGAGGUCAAAGAGAGGAUAAACAUAAUGAUUGUACCAUACAGCUCGGAAGCACGUUUUGGCCUCGCAGCUUGACCGAUG